CAAUUUUGUAAAAUUUUAUUCAAUUCCUCUCUCCUCUCACAUUUCUCUCAGACCUCGCCGUGGAGAUGGGUUUUGUAACUGUGAUUGUGAAUGGGUAUGGAGAUGGUGGCAUUUUCUCUUUCUAAACACUCUCUCUGUAACUUUCUUCACAGCUAGUUUUUCGUUUCCUUUACUUCAAAACCAAAAGCAGUGCUGAGAAAGAGAGGGGGACCCGAGAUGAAGAAGGUUACGGCGUCGACGCCAAACGGAUCUGCAGCCAUGGAAUCCGACGAGGGAACGAAGUCCUCCUCCAUCGAUUUCGGUACGGCGGAGGCGAUGGACCACAUUCGGACACUCACCGAUGUCGGAGCCAUGACCCGACUCCUCCACGAGUGCAUAGCGUACCAGCGCUCGUUGGACCUCGACCUUGACAACCUCCUCUCGCAGCGCUCAGAUUUGGACAAGCAACUCCUCCACCUCCAGAAAUCUUCGGAGGUACUCGAUAUAGUCUCUGCCGACUCGGAGUACAUGCUCUCCAACGUGUCCUCCACGUCCAAGCUGGCUGAUCAGGUGAGCCGGAAGGUUCGAGAACUUGACCUCGCACAGUCGCGCGUGAACUCCACCCUCCACCGCAUCGACGCCAUUGUUGAGCGAUCCAAUUGCAUCGACGGAGUCAACAAGGCUCUCGAUUCCGAAGACUUCGAGUCUGCCGCAAACUACGUUCAGACCUUUUUCCAGAUCGAUGCCAAGUACAAGGACUCUGGAUCUCAUCAGAGGGACCAAAUGCUCUCAUUCAAGAAGCAAUUGGAAGGAAUUGUACGGAAGAAGCUCUCUGCAGCCGUGGAUCAACGUGACCACGCCGCGAUCUUGCGGUUUAUCCGGAUUUUCCCGCCGCUUGGAUUGGAGGAUGAGGGAUUACAGGUCUAUGUCGGUUACUUGAAGAAAGUGAUUGCAAUGAGAGCGAGAAUGGAGUUCGAGCACAUGGUGGAGUUGAUGGAACAAAAAGGAAACCAGACGAGCCAAGUGAAUUUCAUUUCGUGCUUGACGAAUCUGUUCAAGGAUAUAGUCUUGGCAAUUGAAGAGAACAGUGAGAUUCUGAGAGGUCUAUGUGGCGAGGAUGGGAUCGUUUAUGCGAUUUGCGAGCUUCAAGAAGAAUGUGACUCGCGAGGUUCAUUGAUCUUGAAGAAAUAUAUGGAAUUCAGGAAGUUAGGCCGGUUAUCAUCUGAGAUCAAUGCUCAGAACAAGAAUUUGCUUGCUGUGGGAGGAGGAUCCGAAGGUCCUGACCCGAGGGAGAUUGAAUCAUACUUGGAAGAAAUACUAUCGUUGAUGCAAUUGGGUGAGGAUUAUACGGAAUUCAUGGUGUCGAAGAUCAAAGCCUUGAGUUCAGUUGAUCCAGAGUUACUUCCGCGAGCCACAAAGGCGUUUCGGAGUGGAAGCUUUAGCAAAGUUGUGCAAGAGAUCACCGGGUUCUAUGUGGUUCUAGAAGGUUUCUUUAUGGUGGAGAAUGUGAGGAAGGCUAUAAGGAUUGACGAGGAGGUUCCAGAUAGCUUGACCACUUCAAUGGUAGAUGAUGUCUUUUAUGUUCUACAGAGUUGCUUGCGGAGGGCCAUUUUCACCUCCAAUAUCAGCUCUGUGGUUGCGGUGCUCAGUGGUGCUAGUAGUUUGUUGAGCAAUGAGUAUCAUGAAGCUUUGCAGCACAAGACCAGGGAGCCCAACCUUGGUGCCAAGCUGUUCUUGGCUGGUGUUGCGGUUCACAAGACUGGGACGGAGAUUGCCACUGCUUUGAAUAAUAUAGAUGUCAGUGGCGAGUAUGUUCUCAAGCUUAAACAUGAGAUUGAAGAGCAAUGUGCUGAGGUAUUCCCCGCACCAGCUGAUAGAGAAAAAGUGAAAUCUUGUUUGUCUGAAUUGAGUGAUAUGAGCAACACUUUCAAGCAAGCUCUAAAUGCUGGCAUGGAACAGCUUGUGGCAACUGUGACACCCCGAAUCCGUCCAGUGUUAGAUAAUGUAGCAACCAUCAGUUAUGAACUGUCAGAGGCUGAAUAUGCAGACAAUGAGGUGAAUGAUCCAUGGGUUCAGAGGCUUCUUCAUGCUGUUGAGACAAAUGUGGCAUGGCUUCAGCCACUAAUGACUGCUAGCAACUAUGACUCAUUUGUUCAUUUGGUCAUUGACUUCAUCGUUAAGAGGCUCGAAGUGAUCAUGAUGCAGAAAAGGUUCAGUCAACUUGGAGGCCUUCAGCUCGACAGAGAUGCAAGGGCAUUGGUAAGCCAUUUCUCAAGCAUGACUCAGAGGACUGUUAGGGAUAAGUUCGCUCGUAUUACUCAAAUGGCUACAAUCCUCAACUUGGAGAAGGUUUCUGAGAUUCUAGAUUUCUGGGGUGAGAACUCAGGACCUAUGACCUGGAGAUUAACCCCAGCCGAAGUUAGGCGAGUAUUGGGUCUCAGGGUUGAUUUUAAACCUGAAGCAAUUGCUGCUCUUAAGUUGUAGUUCCCAUUUGUCUAGUCCCCUCUCUCCCUUCAUAUUUUUUUAUUAUUGUUGUUAGUAUCAUUUUUCUUGGUCUUUGUUCAGCAGAAUGAAAUACUCACAGUAUCCUCAUGCUACAUUGCCUUGAGUUCAUUUGAACUUCAAGAAAUGUGAAAGCAUAAUUAUGCAGCAAAUAUGGGAAUUUUGCCUUUACAAUUUUUGUUGUUUUGGAAGUUAGAACAUUCUUGAUAUUGUCUCUUUACAUUCACAAUACUGAAAGUUAUUAUUGUUGUGAGUCA
This is a messenger RNA of Quercus robur (English oak), 2738 nucleotides long. RefSeq names its product conserved oligomeric Golgi complex subunit 4. The coding region runs from base 217 to 2463 and encodes 748 amino acids. The record is from RefSeq and is a predicted model, not a curated record. NCBI's taxonomy places the organism in Eukaryota, Viridiplantae, Streptophyta, Magnoliopsida, Fagales, Fagaceae. The transcript is spliced from 3 exons.